This is a messenger RNA of Plutella xylostella (diamondback moth), 3523 nucleotides long. It is a transcript of the gene Rab5, whose product is annotated as RAS oncogene family member Rab5. Lineage: Eukaryota; Metazoa; Arthropoda; Insecta; Lepidoptera; Plutellidae. Gene Ontology annotation, molecular function: GTP binding; GTPase activity. The record is from RefSeq and is a predicted model, not a curated record.
CGAUAAAAUCGAUAGUAAAACUGUGCUUGUGGGUCUUCCAGUGGACUAGAUGAUCAUUGAUAAGUGUCAGACAGUGGCUUUUGUUUCUUUGUUGAUUUGUUAGCGACACGGCAUUGUGAUGAUAACAUCAUCUGUUAGUGCGUCUUUCGGCGGGUUUUGUUGUGUUGUGAUGCACCACUGAGGUGUGAGGAGCCAGCUGCAGUCUCCAGGGUGUAGAUCAAGGGCUGGUGGGGUCCACACACACGGCUUUGAUUGAUUAAAUGGUGUCAAACUGUGUUUUUGUGUCUCUUCUCUCAGGCGAUGUCAGUGAGCAGCUCGCGCGGCGCGGCGGCGCGGCCCAACGGCGCGCCCCAGACCAAGGUCUGCCAGUUCAAGCUGGUGCUACUCGGCGAGUCGGCCGUGGGCAAGUCCUCGCUGGUGCUGCGCUUCGUGAAGGGGCAGUUCCACGAGUACCAGGAGAGCACGAUCGGGGCCGCCUUCCUCACGCAGACCGUGUGUCUCGAUGACACGACGGUCAAGUUCGAGAUCUGGGACACGGCCGGACAGGAACGAUACCACAGCCUGGCGCCGAUGUACUACCGCGGCGCGCAGGCCGCCAUCGUCGUGUACGACAUCACCAACCAGGACACAUUCGGUCGCGCCAAGAACUGGGUGAAGGAGCUGCAGCGGCAGGCGUCGCCGUCCAUCGUGAUCGCGCUCGCCGGCAACAAGAGCGACCUGGCGGCCAAGCGCAUGGUCGAGACCGAGGAGGCGCAGGCGUAUGCUGAUGAGAACCAUCUGCUGUUCAUGGAGACCAGCGCCAAGACCGCCGUCAACGUGAAUGAUAUAUUCUUAGCUAUCGCGAACAAGUUACCAAAGAGCGAGUCUGUGGGCGGCGGCGCGGCGGGCGGCGGGCGGCGCCUCGCGGACGGGGAGCCGCCCCGCGCCGGCGGCUGCUGCAAGUGAUGACAGAAAUCCUCGCUAUAGUUGGGUGCGGGCGCGAGGCACCAGCGGGCGCCGCCAGGGGGCGCCGUCGGGACGCUCUAACCGUAACACAUAUAAAAAGCUAACUAUAUAAUAGAUUUACUUUAAACUUAUUUGUAAUUGUAACGAUAUGUAAUAAAAAGAUAUAUUUAAUUUCAUUUGUAUCAUGUUGUAGGCGGUCUGUGCUCGGUCCAUCCCGAUACUCCAUUUUGAACCUGAUUUCAUCCGCCAUCUUGUUUGUAAAUUCGAGUGGCCGUGAACGAAACUAGACUUUGUGCUGUGAGGAUUAGGUCGAGAGUUGCGUAACUGUAGCGGCGUUUCGUUCACGGGUGCAACGCAGGUCGUCAUUAAGCUAAUCAAAUCUACGGUGACGGUGCAUUUAGAUAGUUCAUUCAUUAAAUAGAAGGUCACUUUCGUAUAUUUUUCGUUCUAAACACUCAUAAUAUUUUCAUAGAUUGUUAUGAAAGAUUCGGUGUAACCUGUAUGUGUUUAAUUAAAGUAUUGAGAAUACUUUGCUUGGUCGUGCGUGCGGGCGGGACUCGGAAUGUAGAUAUUGUGCAGUCAGAACUUAAAUUAACACAAAUUGUAAGACCUAUCGAUAGUUCUAAUUAAAGACCUAAACUAUGUUAUUUCAGUUCUGUCCGUUCUGAUAUGAUAAAUCAGUGCUUUUGAACGCUAUUUUCAUUUAUAUUUCAUUAGUUAAGAUUUUUUUUGGUAUUCUCCGUGUUGCUUAACAUCACACUCGCUCGUCCAUCUACUAACCACGUCAACUUGGUGCAAUCUGUUAGCCUUUAGAAUAAUUCAUUAAACUUACAGGGUGGAAUUUUAUGGGUGAGACGUGACAUCCCGACUGCAUGUGAAAUUUUAACACCAAUUUAAUGAUAACCUUGAUCAUAUAACGUGAAUGCUUCAUUCUAAAAUUCCCCCCUGUAUGUGCAGUUUCAUCUCAUUUAGUUUCGUCGUUCAAAGCCACUGACCCACGCAUUCACAGCACACUCUUAGAAAUUAGUUCAAUAUUACUUUUAAAAUAAAAUAAUUAAAAUGCAGUGGACAAAUAAAUUGUUUAAAUAAAAUAAUGAUUAUGUAUUGUAAGUAAAUCGUUUUAAAGCGUUGGAACUAUUGAAUUAUAGUUGUAUGUAUCCUUUAAAUGUUUGCAUUCCAUAGAGGUUUGGACUUGAAACCUUUGGACAUACGGCAUGCAUUGUUUUAUAUUGUAUUCCAGUUCUCCUAGUUUGAUGGCUUCAGUAAAAUUUCAAAAUGACAUCACAAGAUGAACAAAUUCCCCUGGAAAUUAACCAGACAUCAUCAACAUUUGUACACUCCAGCCCACUUACUAUAAGAACUAUAAAUUUAGGGAUAGUUGCGAUGAAUUACUUUGAGAAUUAUUAUCCGGCACUACACUAUGUCUAUGUAUAUCUAUUAUGUACCUUUAGGCGAGACUUUUCGUAGCUAAAGGGAUGAGUUCUGUACCUCAGAGUAAGACAUUAAUAAGUGCACUUUUUAAGAAUCGUUUUUUUAACAGCAAUAAUUACAGCUAUCACAUUAAUGUUAUAAAGAAAUCUCCCAAAAAGUGGCCUUAUUACUAAUGUGUACCUCCGAGGUACAGAAUUAAUAAUCCACUCGAUGAGCUAACAUCUGUGUUAAGGGAAUCAAUCUCUAAAGCCUCUAAAUAAAGUAUAUAUUUAAGAAAUAAGCUUCAUUUAUCUGAGAUUGUAUUUGUGAUAUUUUCGUGGAGGUACCAACAUGUAAAGGCAUUUCUUAUUCGUGUCCGAAAUUGUAUAGUUGAGUCCCAAAACACGAUUUUAUAUAGUAGGCUAAUAUUACGACGCAAACCUAUGUACGAUUUAAUAAUAAAAUGUCUUAAAGUUUAAAUAAAUAGCGCUUGUUAGUCCAAUAUACAGUUAAAUGGGUUAUUUUCAAUAUUAUUUCCCGUGGGAUGUUCUGAUGAAGUGUGAGGACAGGAGGGCCCUCAUAGCUAGGAUAUAGCGGUGCGCUGCCUCCUCAACACUUCUGGAAGUUGCAUAUGGCUAGUUUCAGUAACUUUUCUGGUACCUAUUUUCAUACAAGUUCGACACAUAAAAAGUCUUAUCUCUCUUUCUAUUUGUCAAACUUGUAAGAAAGUUGCUAUCAUCGGCUCGUAUGGUAAUUGAAAUUGGCCAUAAAUAUAGUGAAUGAGGAGACAACAGCGCGACGACAUAUCGUGUUUGCAAAGAUGAAGGCCCUAAGCGAAUGUCCAUAGUAUCAGUAAAUAAAUUGAAACGUAUUAGUAAGCACAGCUGUUAGCUCUACUUGUAAGCGACUGUAACAUUAUCAAACAUUCUCCGGGGGCGUGGCGGGUGUUCGACAAUGUUGCCGUCCAUUCGCUGUAGAUGGGGAAUUACAAUAAUGAGUGGAAAGCAUACAAUGCAGACAAUGAAAUAGAAUCUGUACCCACGAGUCGAACUAUCGCAGGAUAGCGAAAGGACGCUGAUCAACGUUAUAUUGUAUGUUUUUUGUAUUGUGUAAAUAUUUUGGAUUUAUUAAGAUUAUUAUAUUGAAUAAAAAAAUAUUGUAAAUGGUA